Messenger RNA from Magallana angulata, 2664 nucleotides. RefSeq lists its product as uncharacterized. The transcript has 5 exons. Lineage: Eukaryota; Metazoa; Mollusca; Bivalvia; Ostreida; Ostreidae. The record is from RefSeq and is a predicted model, not a curated record. The coding region runs from base 245 to 1036 and encodes 263 amino acids.
ACAUCGCGCGCUGGUUUGUGUCAUAUAAGUUUGCAUGAUCCAAUAAGAAACGUUGUUUCAAUAAUGAUGUAAAUUGUGCAUUGAUCAACGUUGAACUGCUGUCCAAUGAAUUUUAGACAGAUUAGUCAGGAUUUGACUUAUUGCUAUCGGUUUUAGUCUAAGUGAAUCCAUCUUUUCCACAAAGGACUAUAUAUGGUAUGGGCCUAAAAUGGCCCCCUAACAGGAAUAUCAUUAUUUUACUGGCAUGAUUAGAUUACUGACGGAAAUUCUUUGUUUGACUCUUUGUUUCGGGGUGUUCUUUAAUGGAGAGUGUCGUAUUCUAAAAGAUUGGCAGAAUAUAGUCAAGAGUGAGGAAGAAGAAAAGAAAAUCGAAGAACUGGAUGUAAAUAAAGGAGGUUGCAACAUAUCCGCUGGGUGGAAUUUGACCGGACGAGACCUUGGUUGCUGUGGUAACUAUGAAGGAUGUUGUAGGAUUGCGUCUAAGGUCUGCUAUCUGCAUGACAGUAUAUGUCAGUGCUGUCGCCUUGGGUGGAUAUUUUGUGGACCUGAGUGUAAGCCAGAGACUGAAUGUCUGUUAACAACAGAAAAAAGGAAAAAAAUUUUAACGAACCAUUCAUCAUCGUCAUCAUUUUCUCCAUCUACCAACUCAUCAGAGAGGUCUAGUUCAAUGAUAAUCGAAACGGUCACCUCAAAUCAGGAAAAAGAGACAUCAUCCAUUACUAGCAGCUCGAGUGUGAGCAAAAUUGAAAAUACAAGUGAAGAAGUUAAACAACCUAGUUUUAAUUCAUCCAGUAAUGCAACAAACCCAACGGACUUUAACCAAAUGGAACCAGAUCUUGUCAACGAUCCGGAUGUUAACGCAAAAAGUGAAAGCGAGAACCGGCGAGAAAUGCCCGUGUUUUUCAACAACACAGUCAGUGAAAAACAACGAGUUACCCAUACAAUGGGUGAAAUAGAGAAUGAGAAAGAAUUUCCUUUGUUGAAGACAUACUCAAGACAUAAUGAUAUAAUAGAGGGGAGUGGGGAGGAUGCCUGAGUUUAUCUAUAAAUUAACAGAUGCUGUAAAAACAUAUUGUUAUGUCCUCUUUUGUAAAACUGGGUCGUAUUCGCUUCUUCUACGUACCGUCUAAUAUGUGCCACCUAGCUGUCCAACAGGCUUUAACAGCUGCGUACCAUACUGGAUGGAUGUAUUUACUAGAAAUUGGGAUGAAUCACCAACUCCCAUAAACACAAUACAGAAAAAAACACAUUUAUAUGUCUCGAAUGUAACACAAAUUUCAGAACUGCGGCUGCUAAUUAAACUGUGAAGAAUAUCCGUAUGAAAUGCUUAUUUGCUGAUCCCAACAUUUUGAGGAAACUUUGACAAAAUCGGAAGUAACCAGCAACAUGUUUUUUUAAAACACAAUCACAUUCAAAUGUCGGAUUGUUAUAUAUAUCAAUUGGAUCGGAAAGGUUGUAAGACCUGUAUAAAAAAUAUUAUCACUUCUAUAAUGUGCUGGGCAAGUAUAAAAAAUCCCCAAAAGAAGGGCCAAGAAUUAUAACAUGCGAGAGAAACGAAAAUUACGACAUGUUUUAUGGUUGACUUAAGCUAUUGGUUACUUGUAAACAGGCCUAGGGCUAGAGGUGUAGCUCUCUAAUAGGAGCAGAGAGGAAGCAACGUUUUAACGUUGACUUGAGUUAUGGGUUACUUGUACAUGUAGCUAUGUGAUAGGAUCCGAGAGGAUGCACCUUCUCAAGCCUUCCUAAGGCCAAGUUUAUCGUGGUAAUUUGUGUACGAUUUGAAAAAUAGUUUUUCUUCACGGUCAUUAGUUGGUAUACGUUUGGAAGUUUUGGUAAAAUUAAUAUAAGUAAACUGACUUAGUCAAAUUCAUUGGAUGACAUUCAGCGUUUUAUAAAUAGGGAUAAACUGAUUUUCAAACGACUUCAAAACAUCAGGAAUAUGUUGCUCUUAAGUUUGACAUAUAUGUCAGUUCGAUUAAUUAAUUAAGAUUUAUUAUUAUUUUUUAAUUUGAUUAAAUUUAAAUUCAUUAAAGAUAAUACCCGAGUUGCAAACGGUUUAUCUUAACGAUGUAAAGACAACUGCAAUUUUGGUCAUCAUUUAUAGGUAAGUUUUGCAUAUCCUUCUCUGAUUGAUGAAUUGCCGUUUUAUCAUCAAAUCUCCAUGUACAAUAAAAUAUAAAAAGCAAACCAUAUAGUAAAUUUAUUAAACAGACAUCCCAAAACAAUUUUAACGUUAUUCUGAUUCACAAUUUGGGUAACAGGAAUCACUUCCAAUGAAAUCCUCCCGAUGAACAUCACGUGUUCUAUAUGUAGAUCUAAACAGAAGCAGUAGUACAUGUUGAAAUAAUGCAUAAUUAUAAAUACUUAAAAACUGUAACAUACAAAGUGAUUUUUGUAAAAUCAAUAUAUAUGUAAAUACUAUGUGCAGACAUACAUCAUACAUUGAUUAUAUACAAGAUAGGAUAGGUGAAGACCAUUGGAUUAUCUGUGCUAAUAACUUGAUUGGGGAAAAUGUAAAGGAAAUAAAAAUCAUAAGGCAGAAUGGGGCGCCUCCAAUUUGUAAUCUUCAAAAAUUUUGAAAACGUUGAAAGGCUCAAUUUAUAACUGUCUGAAUAUACAUGUAUUUUGUACUUUCAUUAUCAUAAAUAUAGCAAAAUGUCCCAU